AUGACAAUUGAUGAAGAAAAUUUAAAAUUUCUGAAAGAGUCAAAAGAAGAUAUUAAAGAAGAAGUUGAAGUUUCCAUCAUUGGCAAUUAUGAAGCAUUAGCAGCACUUGAAAAAAUAAUUAUGCUAUAG
Molecule: messenger RNA, 129 nt
Organism: Funneliformis caledonium
Lineage: Eukaryota; Fungi; Glomeromycota; Glomeromycetes; Glomerales; Glomeraceae
Source: the annotation of a GenBank genome assembly